This is a messenger RNA of Antechinus flavipes (yellow-footed antechinus), 1000 nucleotides long. RefSeq names its product glutathione peroxidase 2 (gene GPX2). Gene Ontology annotation, molecular function: glutathione peroxidase activity. The transcript has 2 exons. Lineage: Eukaryota; Metazoa; Chordata; Mammalia; Dasyuromorphia; Dasyuridae. Gene Ontology annotation, biological process: response to oxidative stress. The record is from RefSeq and is a predicted model, not a curated record.
UUUUUUCCUGUUCCUCCUCUUUUCCCUCCCUACCCUCCCAACCCUCAAUAGGCCCUUUAAGUAGGCACCACACCCACCCAGCAGUCAUUCUGCCUUCUCACCAUGGCUCACAUCGCCAAAUCUUUCUACGACCUCAGUGCUACCAGCCUGGAAGGGGAGAAGAUAGAUUUCAGCACUUUCCGGGGGCGGGCAGUGCUUAUCGAGAAUGUGGCCUCCCUCUGAGGCACGACCACCCGGGACUACACCCAGCUCAACGAGUUGCAGUGUCGCUUCCCGAGGCGCCUAGUAAUACUUGGCUUCCCCUGCAACCAGUUUGGGCAUCAGGAAAACUGUCAGAAUGAAGAGAUCCUGAACAGUCUCAAGUAUGUCCGCCCUGGGGCUGGCUUCCAGCCCAACUUUGUCCUUAUCCAAAAGUGUGAGGUGAAUGGGCAGAAUGAGCAUCCUGUUUUUGCCUACCUGAAGGACAAACUCCCCUACCCAGAUGACGACCCAUUCUCCCUUAUGACAGACCCCAAGCUCAUCAUGUGGAGUCCUGUGCGUCGCUCAGAUAUUGCCUGGAACUUUGAGAAGUUCCUAGUGGGGCCUGAGGGCGAGCCCUUCCGCCGAUAUAGCAGAUCUUUCCCUACCAUCAAUAUCGAACCAGACAUCAAGCGUCUCCUCAAAGUUGCCAUAUAGAUGAGCUACUCAGUAUACAUCCCCAUCUCCCCCUAUUCCAGCCUCAGAGUUCCCUUUUCCAGAGUCUAGCAUUCCUCUCAGGAUGCUAGACUCAGGAGAUGCCCAAGAUCAGUACCAUUAUUGGAACAUUCUUUCCUUUCUUGUCCACCUGUUCCCUUUUGGCUCCCCAAUGCUCCUAUGGGGAUGAGUCAGGACUCCAAAGUCUGGGUUGGCUCUUCACAGGAUGAUAGCAUCUUCUUAAACCCUUGAGGGAAGGUGCUUGAAAGUCGUGAAAAGCUUGAAUUCUAGACUAAGUGAAUCCAAUAAAGGUCAGGUGUGAAAAAUA